Messenger RNA from Coregonus clupeaformis (lake whitefish), 2328 nucleotides. RefSeq names its product GTPase IMAP family member 8-like. Gene Ontology annotation, molecular function: GTP binding. The record is from RefSeq and is a predicted model, not a curated record. Lineage: Eukaryota; Metazoa; Chordata; Actinopteri; Salmoniformes; Salmonidae. The transcript is spliced from 8 exons. The coding region runs from base 1 to 2328 and encodes 775 amino acids.
AUGACGCGACCAAGUGAUGGAGUCUCGAAUCCAGGGGUCCAGAGACGCAACAUUGUGGAGUUAUUGCCCCCGAAGAUGUCUGAAAGUCCUACAGAGCUAAGGAUUGUGCUGCUCGGCAAGAAUGGCUCUGAGAAGAGUGCUGUUGGAAACGUCAUCCUGGGUAGAGGGGCAUUUGACCCCAACUAUGUACAAAGUCGCUGUGAGAGAGCCAGGGGUCAAGUAGACGGAAGAGGCAUAGCUGUGAUCAACACUCCAGACCUGUUAGACCCUCACAUCUCAAAUGACAAACAAUCAGAGGAACUGCGUUGGUGUGUCACUCUGUCUGACCCAGGACCUCAUGUGUUCCUGUUGGUCCUGCAGCCUGAGGAGUUAACACAAGAAGAGGGAAACAGAAUCAGGCAAAUUCUAGACCGCCUCAGUGACCGGUCCUUUGAAUACUCAAUGGUACUGAUAACUCAUGAAGACAGGAGGGGACACAUGCAUGAUGAUCACCCUCUGAAUCAGAUGGUCAGAGAAUGUAGAGGGAGGCAGCACCUCAGUGACCGCACUCAACUUAUGGCAGAUGUUGACAAGAUUGUAAAGGAGAAUGGAGGAGGCUAUCUCACCUGUGAGCUAUCUGAAGAUACUACAAGUGGCAUGGUACAAGGGAAAGAGGAAAUCCACAGGAGGAAAACUGAUGGCAGCCUCAAAUCUUCCUCUGAGGAAGAACUUGGAAAGGAUGUUUUGGAACAAGGUGAAUCAGCACAAUUGGACAAUAUGAGAGAAAUUGGAUUGGUAGCACUUAAGGAAGAAAGAGGGGAGCCAAGCAGUGAAGAAAAAUGUGUCUUGAAUACAGGGGCCCAGAUACCCAGCAGUAUGGAGAUAUUGCCCCCAAAGAUGUCUGAAAGUCCUACAGAGCUAAGGAUUGUGCUGCUCGGCAAGAAUGCCUCUGAGAAGAGUGCUGUUGGAAACGUCAUCCUGGAUAGAGUGGCAUUUGACCCCAACUAUGUACAAAACCACUGUGAGAGAGCCAGGGGUCAAGUAGACGGAAGAGGCAUAGCUGUGAUCAACACUCCAGACCUGUUAGACCCUCACAUCUCCCAUGACAAACUCUCAGAGGAACUGCGUUGGUGUGUCACUCUGUCUGACCCAGGACCUCAUGUGUUCCUGUUGGUCCUGCAGCCUAAGGAGUUCACACAACAAGAGGGAAACAGAAUCAGGCAAAUUCUAGACCGCCUCAGUAACCGGUCCUUUGAAUACUCAAUGGUACUGAUAACUCAUGAAGACAGGAGGGGACACAUUGAUGAUGAUCACCCUCUGAAUCAGAUGGUCAGCGCCUGUAGAGGGAGGCAGUACGUCAUGCACCUCAGUGACCGCGCUCAACUUAUGGCAGAUGUUGACAAGAUUGUAAAGGAGAAUGGAGGAGGCUAUCUCACCUGUGAGCUAUUUGAAGAUACUACAAGUGGCAUGGUACAAGGGAAAGGGGAAAUCCACAGGAGGAAAACUGAUGGCAGCCUCAAAUCUUCCUCUGUGGAAGAACUUGGAAAGGAUGUUUUGGAACAAGUGUCUUCACUCAGGAUUGUGCUUCUGGGGAAGAGUGAUUACGAGAAGAAUGCAGUGGGUAACAUGAUCCUAAAGAAACAGGCUUUUAAGUCUAAUUUCUUCAACUCUAAACAGCAAUGUGAGUCAGCCAAUGGAAAGGUGAACGGCAAGUCUGUAACUGUUGUAAAAACUCCAGACUUCUUUUCUCCACGUCUGACUGUGGAGUCCCUGAUGCAGGAGAUGGAGAAAUGUAAGUCCCUCUCUGCCCCUGGGCCUCAUGGGAUCCUGCUGGUGUUGAAGCCUGAGGAGUUCACAGAGGAGAACAGAAACACAUUGAAGUUGAUCCUGAGCAUAUUUGGUAAAGAGGCCUUCAAGCACUCAAUGGUGAUCAUUACUCACAAGGAAGUCGCAGGAAAUCCUCAUCUGAGUCAAAUGGUCAUAGAAUGUGGAGGAAGGCAUCACGAAAUUAUCAAACAAGGAAGUCACCACAAAGAGUUAACUGAAAAGAUCGAAAAGAUGGUAGAGGAGAAUGAAUGGAGAUACCUCACCUCCAAUGAAGAGACGACACAUGAUACCAUGACACCAAAGGCUCAGAGACUGAACGUGGUGCUGUGUGGCAGAAGAGGAGCUGGGAAGACUUCUAUAGCCAAUGCCAUACUGGGUCAGAGAGAGUCCAGUCCAAAGUCCAGCUCCUCCUCAGUGUGUGUGAAGAGAGGAGGAGAGGUGUGUGGUCGGCCGGUCACCCUCAUCGAGCUGCCCGCUCUUCCAUGCUUUCCUCCUGGUCGUACCUUUUGGUCCACUCACUGA